This is a messenger RNA of Miniopterus natalensis, 1178 nucleotides long. The record is from RefSeq and is a predicted model, not a curated record. Lineage: Eukaryota; Metazoa; Chordata; Mammalia; Chiroptera; Miniopteridae.
GUCGCAUGAUCUUGGAUGCCUUUGCCCAGCAGUGCAGUCGUGUUCUGAGCCUCUUAAAUUGUGGAGGCAAACUUAUGGACUCCAACCAUUCUCAAUCCAUGAUUUCUUACGUCAAGCAGGAAGGCUCAAGUUACACUGAAAGACUGGACCAGUGCCACAUUGGAAAAGGGGUCCACAGUCAGACUUCAGACAAUGUAGACAUAGAGAUGCAAUAUAUGCAAAGAAAACAGCAAACUUCUGCCUUUUUGAGAGUUUUCACUGACUCCCUACAAAAUUACCUGCUCUCGGGGAGCUUUCCAACUCCAAACACCUCAUCGGUCAGUGAGUACGGCCACCUGGCCGACGUGGAUCCUCUGUCAACCUCCCCCGUGCAUACACUAGGUGGCUGGACCUCCCCAGCAACGUCUGAAUCCCAUGGUCACCCGUCGUCUUCUACACUGCCAGAGGAGGAAGAAGAGGAAGGCUACUGUCCUAGAUGCCAAGAGCUGGAGCACGAGGUCAUUUCAUUGCAACAGGAAAAUGAAGAGCUCAGGAGGAAAUUAGAGAGCGUCCCAGUGCCCUGCCAGACUGUUCUAGAUUACUUGAAGACGGUGCUACAGCAUCACAACCAACUCAUGAUCCCACAGCCAGCUGACCAGCCCACCGAGGGAAGCAAGCAGCUGUUGAACAACUAUCCUGUCUACAUAACGAGCAAGCAGUGGGACGAGGCUGUAAAUUCUUCAAAGAAAGAUGGAAGACGUCUCCUUCGAUACCUCAUCAGAUUUGUUUUCACAACCGAUGAGCUUAAGUACUCAUGCGGCCUUGGGAAAAGGAAAAGGUCAGUGCAGUCAGGAGAAACAGGUCCCGAAAGACGCCCUCUGGAUCCAGUUAAAGUAACAUGCCUCCGAGAAUUCAUUAGGAUGCACUGUACCUCCAACCCCGACUGGUGGAUGCCCUCGGAGGAGCAAAUAAACAAAGUGUUCAGUGAUGCUGUGGGUCACGCCCGGCAGGGGCGCGCGGUGGGAACUUUCCUGCACAAUGGAGGCUCGUUUUACGAAGGGAUUGAUCACCAGGCUUCCCAGGAUGACGUCUUCAGUAAGAAUUCCCAGGAUGGGUCUGGGGAUUAGGGGACAAAACCUUUCCAUUGCAGCAGCCGGUCCUCUCCAGAGUCACCAUUGUGAAUGUCCUGUUCCCAUCAC